Molecule: messenger RNA, 728 nt
Organism: Jaminaea rosea
Lineage: Eukaryota; Fungi; Basidiomycota; Exobasidiomycetes; Microstromatales
Product: membrane-associated proteins in eicosanoid and glutathione metabolism
Exons: 2
Coding region: 36-518 (160 amino acids)
Cellular component (GO): membrane; endoplasmic reticulum; nuclear envelope
Molecular function (GO): glutathione peroxidase activity; glutathione transferase activity
Source: RefSeq, a predicted model, not a curated record
CUCCUCGCUAUUACACCGCACUCACACUCGCAACCAUGUCCCCGCACCUCUCCACGGCCGCUCUCCACCUCACCCUUCCCCAGGGAUACGGCUACGUAGCCCUUGGAGCUUUGGGCACAUGCUUCCUCACCAUCUUCCAGAGUCUCCUAGUCUCCAAAGCUCGCAAGGCCAGCGGUGUGAAAUACCCACAGAUGUACGCCGACGAGAAGGAGGCGAAGGUAGAUGCGAAGAAGAACAAGUUCAACUGCUGUCAGAGGGCUCAUCAGAACACACUCGAGACUCUCCCUCUCUUCCUCCUCACCCUCCUCAUCUCCGGGCUACGUCACCCCCGCCUCGCCGUGGGCCUCGGUGCCACCUGGCUGGUCGGGCGCGUCCUGUACACGGUAGGGUAUGCGAGCGGAGACCCGGCAAAGAGGAUGCAGGGUGGGUUGCCUUCGAGCCUUUCGUACAUCGGGCUGGUGAUCACCGCCACGACUACUGUGGUGCAGUUUUUGAGCGAGGGGGAUUGGAAGAUCUGAAGCGCGCACGCACGCGGCGCGAUGUAGAGGACGUCAUGUCACGCAUGUCACGCUUUGAGAAUUCCAUGCAUAUCGCCCACGCCCACGCUACUCCGUCUUACCCCUCGCGCGCACCACCCGCUGCUCUUCCUCCUCAACAACCAACCCCACCCCCUGCCCCGCCUCCUUUCUCAACCUCUCCUCAUCCCUGCACUCCGCCUCCUCCACCUC